AAAGCAUGUGGGGUCUUGUCCGAAAUGCUGAGCAGGACUUGGACGUGAAUGAAAAGAGAGGAAGAAAUUCAGUUGAGAAGAGUACGAACAAGUCCAAACCAGCUCUCCUGACCUAUUUAGCUGGUCUUCGAAAUGUUCUUGUGAGGACAAUACAUUGCCAUCUAACAAUAUGCCACUAACUCCUUUUGUGGACGGCUGGGACUUUGCAGAGACUCUGGGCGAAGGAGCUUACGGAGAAGUGAAAUUAGCCAUCAACAGAAAAACGAAGCAGCCCGUAGCUGUAAAAGUUAUCGACGGCAACAAGCCUCAUGUAGCCGCUGCGAAGAGUGACAUACGAAAAGAAGCGUAUAUCCUGACUCUCCUGUCUGAGGUGAAGCGUGACUUCUAUCUACCUAUUGUUCGCAGCUAUGGGCACAGAGAGGACGGUAAUGUACAGUUCAUAUUCCUCGAGUUCAUGUCUGGCGGAGAGCUGUUUGAUCGCAUCGAGCCAGGCGAAGGAAUGCCUGAAUCCCGCGCUCAGCGCUACUUCUGCCAGCUUCUACAUGGCGUGGAGUAUAUUCAUCAUCGUGGCAUCACACAUCGCGAUCUCAAGCCUGAAAACUUGCUAUUGGAUGCCAAUGACAAUCUGAAGAUCACAGACUUUGGCCUGGCCACGUUGUUCAUGAACGAUGGUGCGGAGAGGAUGAUGGGCCGUAGCUGUGGAACACCACCGUACAUUGCACCGGAGGUGUUGCGCGGCCGACCGUAUCACGCACGCCCCUCCGACCUCUGGUCGUGCGGUAUUGUCCUGGUUGCCAUGCUGAGCGGCGAGGUGCCGUGGGACGAGCCAUCCACGGUGUGUGCGGAGUACUUGGCAUGGUGCGAUAAGAAAACCACUGGCCCGCCGUGGAGUCGAAUAAGCAUAGAACCACUGGGGUUGCUGCGUAAGAUGCUCAAGCCAUCGGCAGACAAGCGGCCCAAGAUGUCCAAGCUAAAAGAAGUCAAGUGGGUGGCACAGGGCCCCCAGUGGAGUAGCUUCAUGCGAGCACCGUCAGCUGCUUUCCCUGUGUCUGGCUCGCCGCCUGCCAAGCGGAAACCUGUGUAUGCGGCUGCAGCCGAUUCACUAGUCUCCGCGUCACAGCCUCUGCCGAUGAGCCGAGACAAAGACGACCCGGCAGAAGGAGAAGACCAGGACGAUGGCUCCAUCUCCAACUUCUUCUUGUCUCAGCCGCUGUACCCUGACCAGAUGGUGUGCAGCCAGGUCAUGGCCACGCAGGAGUGCAGCAACCCGCUUCAGCAGCUCGUGCGACGUCUGACACGAUUCUGGAUGAGUUGCAAUGCCGAGGAGGCCGUGGAGAGGCUCAGUGAAGCUCUGAAAAAGCAACACGGCCCCAUGUUCUCACAGCACGGCAACGAUCUCACGGUCAGUGUGCAGGAUCGCCGCCGCAAGGGGCUCAUCUACAAGGUGCGGAUCAUCGACAGCGCAGAGUCAGCCGAGCAGCGUGUGCUCAUCGAUUUCCGUCUUUCCAAAGGCGAUGGUAUUGAGUUCAAGAUGUUCUACCAGAAAAUCCGUGAUAAGUGCAAGCAGUUCAUUGUCAGCUUGCCACUACCUUAGGUCGGUUGUCCCUGGUCACCCGUGCAAUGGCUGACUGUGUCUUCGCAUGGUACCUGCAAGUUGGUGCCGUAUUAGUUUCGCCCAGUGUGUGUGUGUGUGUGCAUGUGUGUGUGUCUGUGCCAGGUAAACGGUGCAUACGUGUGUUGUACAGUACUAGCUUAUUUUCCGCACAUUGCGGCCCGGCUGGUCAGCCACACACAGUGGUCAUCUUCCGCAUAGCAUUACACUCAACCACCUCUCGUUCUGUGUGCCUUGUCUUCGGAUUUCGGCCGGUAAGUCAUUCUCUCGGCAUUCAAAGACCCCGACUAUCGCGCACCCCUGUUCCUAGGUGUGUACACCCAUUCUCCACAGUGUGUGGUGCUUUGCUUUCUUGCUUGUGUGAAUACCAUCAUAGACUGCUUGAUGAAGUGAGGCCCACCACUUCUCGCAGUGGCGCCACAAAGGAACCCUACCCAUCUCAUAUUUCACACAGUAAAAACUUCUUUCUACUGAACCACCCUCAAUGUUUUCUUCUACCAAAGCUGGACUUUUCUUACUUCUUUUUAACACCAUGAAACACAGAUCUAUAACCAAUUUCCAAACAAUACAAAAAUCCCAUCCCAUCACUCAA
This is a messenger RNA of Sycon ciliatum, 2204 nucleotides long. RefSeq names its product serine/threonine-protein kinase Chk1-like. The record is from RefSeq and is a predicted model, not a curated record. Gene Ontology annotation, molecular function: ATP binding; protein serine/threonine kinase activity. Gene Ontology annotation, biological process: intracellular signal transduction; protein phosphorylation. Gene Ontology annotation, cellular component: cytoplasm. Bases 170 to 1594 code for a protein of 474 amino acids. Lineage: Eukaryota; Metazoa; Porifera; Calcarea; Leucosolenida; Sycettidae. The transcript has a single exon.